AUGCUCACGUGCACAUGCUCACGUGCACAUGCUCACGUGCACGUGUUCACGUGCACAUGUUCACGUGCACAUGUACCUGCUCAAAUGCAUGUCGCUCAACGCAGCGCCCUCACGCAGGCCUCGCAGUCACAAGAGGAGCGUGUCACCUGCUUGACCGGGAAAGCUGCCUACAGUCAUCAUCAAAGUCUUCUUCGUAACGUAAGAAACGCUGCUGCCACUGCGAAAUCAAGUGCAAUAGAGACUAUUGACCACAGGCGCGCAAGUCAAAAGAGAGACGCUACUGCAACAGCGAGCGCUAGGGUUGCUGAGACACCGCUCUGUAGGUCUGUUCGAAAUGCUAGAAAUACUGCAACCACUGCCAAAUCGAGGGCAGUAGAGACACCUGCCCGCAGGCGCGCCUUCAAUCCAGGGACGCUGCUGCAACAGCGAGCGCUAGGGUUGCUAAGACACCGCUACGUAGGUCUGUUCAAAAUGAUAGGAAUGCUGCCACCACUGCCAGGUCUAGGGCAGCUGAAACAUUUGACAGGCAGGCGCGCCCGUCAAUACAGGGAUGCUGCUGCAACAGCUAGGUCGAGGGAGUCCGAGACAGAGCUGCAGCGGGCAAACUGCAAUGCCCGCAACGCUGCUGCGACUUCUGCUGCCGGAAAGUCCGAGGGCCCACCGACAAGGGCACACAGACUUUCAAGGCCUGCUACAAACAUGGCUGCUGUGCGCUAUUCUCAAACUCCCUAA
Molecule: messenger RNA, 732 nt
Organism: Acanthosepion pharaonis
Lineage: Eukaryota; Metazoa; Mollusca; Cephalopoda; Sepiida; Sepiidae
Source: the annotation of a GenBank genome assembly